CUAUUUAGUCCUAAUUACAAUAAAAAGUAACAAUUAAAUAAAGAAAAAGUGAAGUUGAAGCAUCGCUGUCUUGUAGAUUACUUAGUGACAACAAAUAAUAAACGGGUAUCCAUAAAGUUAAGUAGGAGGGAUCAGUUUCAUUUCUUGUCUUUCGGCGGCUUCACUUCAUUUUAUAUCGUCUCUUAUCAACCAAGCAAUUAUAAAUAUCGACUAUAAAAAUUACUGUAAUACAAAACUUACAAUUAAGAAAAAAAAAAAAAAAAAAAAAAAACACUAUUGUUAUUGAAACUUUUACGAUGAAUAUUCGAUUCAAUAAAUUUCUAAGUUUAGUGAUAAUUUUAUCUCUGGGAUUCAAGGCAAUCAACAGUGAAGAUCAAGGCUUAAGCUAUGAUUCAGAUAAUCUAACGCUAACAGAAAUUAAAAAUUGUUCUAAUGAGCGUUCCGUCGAAGACUUUCCAGAAGAUUUUUUUACAACAGAUCAACUGCAGCAUGGAGCUGCUUUGCUGCAUACACUUUUUGGAUUUUAUUGUUUUUUAUUAACUGCAUACGUAUGCAAUGAUUAUUUACUACCGGCGCUUGAUAUUAUUUGCGCGGAAUUAAAAAUAAGUGCCGAUGUUGCGGGCGCGACAUUUUUGGCUACCGCUAGUUGUUUUCCCGAAUUAUUCGUCAAUGUUGUCGGUACUUUUUUGACGGAAUCUGACCUAGGAGUCGGUACUGUUGUAGGAGGUGCUGUUUUUAAUACAUUUGCUACACCGGCUUUUGGCGCUUUAUCAGCAGCGCAGGGAAUUCAAUUAGACGGGUGGAUUUUGUCACGUGAUUGCAUUAUUUACAUCAUAUCUGUAAGUGUGCUCGUAAUCGUAAUGUGGGAUGCACGUGUUACUUGGUACGAAGCUAUGAUUUUAAUGAUACUAUUUACAGCGUACUUCGCUUUAUUGUUUUUAAAUAAAUUUGUUAUAAAGUUUUCGAAAAAUGUUAAAGAGUAUUUUAGUAAAAAUUCAUCGCUUGCCGUUAAAACUGAAUCUAAAAUAAACAAAGAAAUGUUAAAUGGAUCUUACAAGCCAUUUGUACACGGUGAAAUGAAAAUAGAGUACAGAAAAAGUAUACAGAUUACUAGAAAAAAAGAAGUUGAAAAUGGUAUUUGUAAUGCUGAUGCUAUUGAAAAACUUGAAGAGUAUAUUGAGCCAGAUACUCCAUUUGUUUGGCCGAGCGGAAGUUUUCUAAAAAAAUUCUGGUUUUUAUUGACAUGGCCAGCAAAACUAAUUUUAUUCGUAACGAUACCAGACACUCGGUAUAAAAAGUUUCAUAAGUGGUAUCCGAUAACUUUCAUAAUGUGCAUUAUGUGGAUAGCCAUAUCGUCUUAUCUAGUCAGCUGGAUGAUGACUGUUGUCGGUGAUACCCUCGGUAUAUCUGAUUCUAUUAUGGGUAUAACACUUUUAUCUGCCGGAGGUAACAUGCCUGAACUAGUAUCCAUUGUUAUUCUUUCCCGCCAAGGAAAUGGAGAUAUGGCGAUGAGUAACACACUCGGAGCUAACACGCUGGAUAUUUUACUGUGUUUGGGCUUACCGUGGAUGAUCAAAACUAUUAUGACAGGAAGCGAUGUCGUAAUAGAAUCGGGUGCCAUCGCUUACAGUGUUAUGUCGAUAAUUGUCUGUGUUGUGGGAUUUUUUGGUGUCACUGCCUUCUACAAGUAUCAGUUGAACCGCAAAGUUGGAUACGCUUGUCUUGUUAUGUACGUACUUUUUUUGACAUUUGCUAUCCUCAUGGAGACUGAUAUUAUUUUUUCAACUAGUCGAUGUAUAACUAAUGAUAAUAUGUUAUAGAAAAAAUAUACAAGUUAGAUUUUUAUAUUGAAAUUAACAGACAUUUGUCAAUUUUUCGGAUUUCCAUAACUAAAUUGUUGUG
This is a messenger RNA of Cotesia glomerata, 1902 nucleotides long. RefSeq names its product sodium/potassium/calcium exchanger 4-like. Gene Ontology annotation, biological process: calcium ion transmembrane transport; intracellular calcium ion homeostasis. The transcript has 6 exons. The record is from RefSeq and is a predicted model, not a curated record. Gene Ontology annotation, cellular component: membrane. NCBI's taxonomy places the organism in Eukaryota, Metazoa, Arthropoda, Insecta, Hymenoptera, Braconidae. Gene Ontology annotation, molecular function: calcium channel activity; calcium, potassium:sodium antiporter activity. Bases 297 to 1820 code for a protein of 507 amino acids.